GCUCCGGCUCGGGCUGCGCGCCGCGGGGCCGCCAGUUUGCGCGCAGGACCCCGGCGACCGCGCGGCCAUGGGCGCACCGCGGGACAUCGGCACCUUCGUGGUGUGGGACUACGUAGUGUUCGCUGGGAUGCUGCUCAUCUCGGCCGUCAUCGGCAUCUACUACGCCUUCGCGGGGGGCGGCCAGCAGACUUCCAAGGACUUCUUGAUGGGCGGCCGCAGGAUGACCGCCGUGCCCGUGGCCUUGUCCCUCACCGCAAGCUUCAUGUCUGCCGUCACCGUCCUGGGCACCCCGUCCGAGGUCUACCGCUUUGGGGCCAUAUUCAGCAUCUUCGCCAUCACUUACUUCCUCGUGGUGGUCCUCAGCGCGGAGGUCUUCCUCCCCGUGUUCUACAAACUGGGCAUUACCAGCACCUACGAGUAUUUAGAACUUCGAUUUAACAAAUGCGUUCGUCUCUGUGGAACAAUCAUCUUCAUUGUUCAAACAAUUCUAUACACUGGAAUUGUUAUUUAUGCCCCUGCACUGGCUUUGAAUCAAGUCACAGGGUUUGAUCUGUGGGGUGUGGUAGUGGCUACUGGUGUUGUCUGCACAUUCUACUGCACUAUGGGUGGUCUUAAAGCAGUUAUCUGGACGGAUGUUUUUCAAGUUGGAAUCAUGGUGGCUGGCUUUACAUCUGUGAUUAUAAAGGCUGCAUUGGUUCAAGGUGGAAUCAGCACUAUUAUAAAUGAUGCCGCCAAUGGAGGAAGAUUAAACUUCUGGAACUUUAAUCCUAACCCUUUGCAAAGACACACAUUCUGGACGAUUAUUAUAGGAGGGACCUUCACGUGGACCAGCAUCUAUGGUGUGAACCAAUCCCAAGUGCAGAGAUAUAUUUCCUGUAAAAGCAGGUUCCAGGCAAAAUUGUCUCUCUACAUCAACCUCCUGGGACUCUGGGUGAUCCUCGUCUGCUCGGUGCUUUGCGGGCUUGCCCUCUAUUCCAGGUACCAUGACUGUGAUCCCUGGACCGCCAAGAAAGUGUCUGCACCGGACCAGCUCAUGCCUUAUUUGGUACUGGACAUUCUGCAAGAUUAUCCAGGACUUCCUGGACUUUUUGUGGCCUGCGCUUACAGUGGAACAUUAAGCACGGUGUCCUCCAGUAUCAACGCCUUAGCCGCAGUGACCAUGGAAGACCUAGUGAAACCUCGCUUCCCAUCUCUCUCGGAAAAGUCUCUCUCUUGGGUUUCGCAAGGAAUGAGUGUGCUGUUUGGAGCCCUGUGUAUUGGCAUGGCUGCACUGGCUUCACUAAUGGGAGCUUUGCUGCAGGCAGCACUCAGCAUAUUUGGCAUGCUUGGUGGGCCACUAAUGGGCUUGUUUGCUUUGGGGAUUUUGGUUCCCUUUGCCAACUCAAUUGGAGCACUUGGGGGUCUGCUCUCUGGAUUUGCCACUUCUUUGUGGGUCGGAAUUGGAGCUCAGCUUUAUCCCCCACUUCCUGAGAGAAUGAUGCCAUUAAGACUUGAAACCUAUGGCUGUAACAGCACAUACAAUGGAACAAAUUGGAUGACAACCACAGAAAUGCCAUUUUCUACCAGUGCUUCUCAAGUACACAACAUUGAAAGGACUCCGCUGAUGGAUAACUGGUAUUCCUUAUCAUAUCUAUACUUCAGCACUGUUGGAACUUUGGUAACGUUGUUUGUGGGAAUGCUUCUCAGUGUAUCAACAGGAGGAAGAAAACAAAACAUAGACUGCAGAUUCCUACUAACCAAAGAGGACUUUUUAUCUAAUUUUGACAUUUUUAAGAAAAAGAAGCGAGUUUUAAGCUAUAAAUCUCAUCCAGUAGAAGAUGGUGGAACUGAUAAUCCUGCCUUCAACCAUAUUGAAUUGAAUGGCACAGAUCAAAGCAGCAAGAUCAAUGGAACUCGUUUGUGAAGCAGCUGUGACGCUAAAUGAUCUUAAGCAGUGUCCCAGUUUUAUGUCUUCUAAAAUACUUGAAUCAGGUUUUAGAUUUUUUUUUUUUUUGGUCUAUAAUGAGUACUUUGGAGGGAACUUCAGGGAUCAUUUUGUUUAAGCAAAGCCCUGACUUUUCUUUUUUUUAACUUUCUACACUCAUUAAUUGAUGCAACUCUGGAGGUAAAAGUUUCAGCAUCAGCAUUUCCCUCUCUCUUUUAUUUCAGUGAAGCUGUAGUUGUGAAAGUUGUGACUACAUAUGUGCUGAAAAGCUAAUACAUACAUAUAACAUGUGCUUGAUGGUUAAAAUAAUAUUCUUAAAUUAGGGCAUUGUUAAAAAUAUUUCCCAUGCAUUUGGUGCUGGCAUGUUUUAGAGUUUGCUGAAAUUAUAAUUGAUAUUAAAAAAGACCUUUCUUCCUCCUAUCACACUCUGUUUUUAGGGAGCAAUGAAAUAGCGGGUCUAUGCUAUCUAAAUCUUUGCUUCUCAUCAACCCCUAUCAGCCCAGGGUACAUAUUAAUCUUGGAAUUGAUUCAUGCUCAGGAGGGCGGUAAUCAAGAAGCAUCCUGUUUGGGACAGAACAUGGGCCCAAUAACCAAGGUCUUCUUGAUACUACACAUCUAUUCUUAGGCCUUUUUGAUUGUUCUCUAUAGUUCCUGGCCACUGGUUGCUUCUAUUGCCUUUCUUAGUCUCUGGUUCUUAUCUGGAUUCCAAUUUUCUGACCCAUCAACUGGUUUUGUUGUGCGUUUCAUGCUUGCUCACCUUCCUAUUCAUAAUUUCCCAUUCACUCUAUUGCCUUGUGCUUGCAUAUAUCUUAAGACAUCCAGUGUGAAUCCUGUUACCCCAGAUCCUGGUUCACUGCAACCCAGCCUAUAAAUAUAAACUCCCUCCCAUAAGCCUUAUACUGACCAAAGUACCGUCAAUUAGGUACUUACAGAUUCAGUGGUCCAAGAACAUACACAGAAUUAAAAAUGGUUAAGCUCCAUGGAAUUAGAAGAUUCCAUUGAAUACUAUUAAGCUGCAUUUUUGAAAGUCAACCAAUCUGCAAUCAUUUACAUUUAAAGGUACAUACACUUAGACAUGGGUUGCCACCUGGCUCAGUGGUAAAGAAUCUAUCGGCAGUGCAGGCGAUGCGGGUUUGAUGCCUGAGUCUGAAAGAUUCCCAGGAGAAGGAAAUGGCAACACACUGUAGUAUUCUUGCCUGGAGAACCCCAUGGACUUGAGGAGCCUGACGGACUAGAGUCCAGUCCAGUUCAGUCAUUCAGUCUUGUCCGACUCUUUGUGACCUCAUGGACUGCAGCCCGCCAGGCCUCCCUGUCCAUCACCAGCUCCUGGGGUUUACUCAAACUCAUGUCCAUUGAGUCGGUGGUGCCAUCCAACCAUCUCAUCCUCUGUCGUCCCCUUCUCCUCCUGCCUUCAAUCUUUCCCAGCAUUGGGUCUUUUCAAAUGAGUCAGCUCUUUGCAUCAGGUGGCCAAAGUAUUGGAGUUUCAGCUUCAGCACCAGUCCUUCCAAUGAAUAUUCAGGACUGAUUUCCUUUAGGAUGGACUGGUUGGAUCUCCUUGUUGUCCCGGGGACUCUCAAGAGUCUUCUUCAACAACACAGUUCAAAAGCAUCAAUUCUUCUGCGCUCAGCUUUCUUUAUAGUCCAACUCUCACAUCCAUACAUGACUACUGGAAAAACCAUAGCUUUGACCAGACAGACCUUUGUUGGCAAAGUAAUAUCUCUGCUUUUUAAUAUGCUGUCUGGGUUGGUCAUAACUUUUCUUCCAAGGAGUAAGCGUGUUUUAAUUUCAUGGUUGCAGUCGUCAUUUACAGUGAUUUUGGAGCCCCCCAGAAUAGUCUGUCACCGUUUCCCCAUCUAUUUGCCAUGAAGUGAUGGGACCAGAUGCCACAGGAUUGCAAAGAGCUGGACGUGACUGAAGUGACUGAGCAUGCAUGCUUAGACAUGGAGAAGGAAAUGGCAAACCACUCCAGUAUUCUUGCCUAGAAAAAUUCCAUGGACAGAGUCUGACAGGCUACAGUCCUUGGAAUUUCGAAUAGUCAGAUGACUUAGUGGCUAAACAGCAAUGCUUAGACAUACUGAAUUCCAGUAUAUCCACCUGGUUGAAAAGCUAAAUUACAUAGGCAAAUAUUACUAUUUUUCUUUAGUGUUCUGGAAUUACUGAGUAUAUGCUAUGUUCCAUGUUUUAAAAUUUCAAGUAGCAAUCUCAAAGUUCAUUUUGUUUCUUUAGCUAUGAUUCUAGCUAAGACUUUGGUUACAGGCUUUCAUCAAUAGCUUACUUUUUUUCUAUAGUUCACACAUUAGAUACUGUUUAGAAGGGUCUUUGUUUUUUUUUUUAGCUUCACACUGUUUUAAAAUAAUAAUGUGUGAAAUAUUUAGGUACAUUAAAAUAUUUUAUAAUUAGGUAAUUUUGCUUACUUUUUGAUACUUAGGUGACAAUGCUGUAUACAUUUAGAGGUUGCCAAUUAAAAACAUUAAUAAAUAAAAAAUAAGAAAUAACAUUAAUCUAAAACAAAGAGAUUUAUACAUUUAAAUUAAUGAUAUAUUCAUAUAUUUUGUAUAUGUAAAGUUGUUACUUUUAAUCAACAUAUUUGUAAGCAUAUAUCAAACUUUAUAAACCUUUCUGUAAUUUUUUAAUGAGUAGGAAGAUAUAAUCUUAUUUGUUUCAUGUGAGUGUUAUUUGAACUAUUGUUAUUUAUUUAGUAAUUCUAAAUGCACGUGUGUGUAGACUGCUUUAAUUUAGGAAAUAAAAAUCAAGUUAUUUAAAUAAUUUUUUUUAAUCUGACUGCCAAGGAGUUAUGCAAUAUAUUCUUUUUUUUAUGCAAUAUAUUCUUAAUGAGAGGUAUAAUACUUCCAUUCUUAUCCACUUUCUUUUAACAAAAUAUGUCUUUGUGACAUUAUGAAUUGUAGAUAUUUUACUUCAUAAACGUGAGAGAACCAGAUGGAAUUCUUAAGAGAUAAAAGUAAUAUUACUAUUAAGUAUUAAAAAUUAUUUAUCUUGUCUAAAUCUUUGAGUUAAACCAAAUUAAGGUAAAAUGUUAAUAUAUUAUGAAUUUUAAAAAAUCAGGUGUUCUUAAUUAUUUUGAAUCAUAAAAGUGCUAAUGGGAGCAAAAAGCCAUGUAAGUUGUCUUUUUUUUUUUUUUGCCACUAACAAGUUGUAUUACCUUGAAUUUAUCCUUAAUCUCUAAUGAUGGAACUUAACACUAAACACAUACCUACCUCACAAAAAUAUGUAUGAGUAUCAGAGAUCAUUUGGCACUUUAUUAACUCAAAUAGUGUGCUUAAAAUUUCAAUUGAAAUUGAUUGGAAAUCAAAAGUUGAGACAAAGGUUAUUGCUAGUUUUGAAAAAAGUUAAGCUGUUAAUAAUUUGCAAUGUAUGCUGUGGUGAUAGUUCCUUUCUCUAAAAAAUAUCUACCAUAGAAAUAUUAAAAUAUAGGUAGGAAUCAAAAGGCUACAGGCCAAUCACAUUCACUCCAUAGAGAAAAGAAAAUUCUAUAUGUAGGAUGUGAAACAGGAUACACGUAUUCAUCUACUUAGUUGCUUAUGUGUUCAUUGUCCCUCUCAGCCAGUGGUUCUCCAUGGGGCAACUUUGCAUCUCAGGUGACAUUCGGAAAGAUACGGGAUACAUUCUUGGUUGUCACAGCCAGUGAGGAGGUGCUACUGGGUUCUAUUGGAUAGAACUCAGAGAUGCUGCUAAAUGCUCCAUGAUGCACAGAGCCGCCAUCUCCUCCACAGCAAAAGAUGAUCCUGCCUCACAUAGCAAUAGUGUUGAGUUCAAGAAAUCCUGCCCUAGAGGCUAAGGCUGAAAUCUUGAUUUUCCUGAAGUCGCAUACAUUGGCUAUGUUCCUUUAGGAAAUGGCCUUGACUUAUCUAUCUGAUUAUUCUCAUCUACAGGUGAGGAUAAAGUAUUCUAGCAUAUGGAACGUUAUGAUGCAGAAUAAUAACCAUAUGUUUUCCACAGCAUUUUGAAAAUAUUAAGGCCUGUAGAAUUGUGAAUAAAUAUGAAAACAACUCUUAUGAGAGAGUUUCAUUUUGCAACAUGGUUUUCAAUAUUAAUGUGCACUAGGAUAAAGGAAAUAUUAAUAUAUGAGUAUAAAGGUUUUAUAAUUUUGUUUUAUUUAUGAUAACUCCAGAAAGUAUAGAAAAUGAGUGUCUGUCCACAAUGUAGGUAACAUGGGACAGGGAUGCGGUUGAGAUGGAGGAAGUAGCUCUUUGUAUUGAUCCUUAUAGGAAAUUCUGAGUUUCAUCCAAUAAUGAUUGUUGAUACAGAGUCAGCUAACUGCAUGACCCUUUAGUUACUGAAGAUUUGCUGUAUAAUUUAAUAACUGUAAAAUUCACUUUCACACUUAGUCCCAUGCCCAUUGUGAAAAAACUUCAGGAGAUUGAACAUUAUAAUGUAAAAACAUGAUUGCAUUUCUGAUAUUUCAACUUGCUGAUUAAACUCUACAAGUGUCUGCAGGUGUCUGUUCUUAUAGACUAAAUGUCGAAUUGAAUAUAAUUAAUGUUAUCUGCUUUUACGGAAAGUAAUUUCCACCCCACCACACAA
Molecule: messenger RNA, 6466 nt
Organism: Dama dama (fallow deer)
Lineage: Eukaryota; Metazoa; Chordata; Mammalia; Artiodactyla; Cervidae
Gene: SLC5A8
Product: solute carrier family 5 member 8
Exons: 15
Coding region: 68-1903 (611 amino acids)
Biological process (GO): sodium ion transport; propanoate transmembrane transport
Cellular component (GO): membrane
Molecular function (GO): organic acid:sodium symporter activity
Source: RefSeq, a predicted model, not a curated record